GCCACGUAGUCGCUGCUGCACAGCUGACAGUUCGGGAGUGUUAAAAAAAGUUGUUUAGUUUUUUUGUGGUUUAUUAACUAUUAAGUUAGAUCAUUAAAUAUUAAACCGCUCAAUAUCUGGAGAUGAUUCCAGAAUUGUGGACAUACGUUUUCUCUGCAUUCUUCUUUUAUGUGCAUGGAGCAAAACUUCCAGAGCCUGAGGUGAAAAUAGAGGUCUUAUACAAACCUUUCCUUUGUCAUCGUAAAUCCAAAUACGGGGAUAUGCUUCUGGUUCACUACGAGGGAUUUCUGGAGAGUAAUGGGACGAUGUUUCAUUCCAGCCGUCAUCAUGGAGACAAAAAUCCUGUCUGGUUCACACUGGGCAUCCGUGAGGUGAUCCAGGGUUGGGACAAGGGUCUUCAAGGCAUGUGUUCUGGGGAAAAGAGGAAACUAACUGUCCCUCCAGCUCUUGCAUAUGGCAAAGAGGGCAAAGGUAAAAUUCCUCCAGAGAGCACUUUGAUCUUCGAAAUUGAGAUCAUGGAUAUCCGAAAUGGGCCUAGGUCACAUGAAUCUUUUCAGGAAAUGGACCUCAAUGAUGACUGGAAACUUUCCAGAUUAGAGGUGAAAGAAUACCUGCGUAAGGAGUUUGAAAGACACGGAUACCCUCCCAACGACACCCACCAUGAAGCAAUGGUUGAUGACAUCUUCCAGAAAGAGGAUGAAGAUAAGGAUGGCUAUAUAUCAGCUCGGGAAUUCACUUAUAAGCAUGAUGAACUUUAAAGAGCUGUACAAUCCUCGGCAAUGUUUACCUUCAAAGAUUUGUCAAUAUUUACCUUCAGAGAUUUACACCUUGUCCGUGUCCUUUAACAUAAUGCAGUAUUGCAAGAGACCGUUACAGUAGAUUGUAUCUACAGAUCAUGUCUUUAAUUUAUUCAAGGGUUUUCUCAGGUGGUACAUAUUGUAUGUUUAGGCUGUUAGUAUUUGUAGGAAAUAGGGAUCUUCAAUUGCAGUGAAUUACAUUUUGUUGCUUAAGGGCAAUGUUUUGCUCCCAAAGUGCCUUUUGACUGAUAUGUUGAAACAUUUCUGUAUUUUUUAAAAGUUUUGUUACUGUUUGUGUGUUACGUAUUUCAGAGCCAAAUGAACUAUGUAGUAAUGUUUACAAUAUUUUAGGUCAAUUUGUCUUUACAUGUUUUCUGGUGAAUAAAUGAGACAAUUGUGUUAUAUAUAUCAGCAUUACUAGAGGGCGCUCUUCUCUUAGUUUAUUCCCUGUCGAGGAUAGUUUGGUAUCAUAGAGAAUAUGAAUCUUAUGUACUUGAAUGUUUUAAAGAAAAACACACAUUUCUACAAGGAAAUAUAAGUCAAUACUAUACUAGCCCUCCUAUUACAAACUACAUGUGAGAAUAAUUAAAAAGCUAUUUUAAAAUUUGGCAAUGACAUAGAAACAUGAGGCAUUUGGUUAAAAUGCAGUCAAGUGACUUUUCAGUCACAUCACACACCUAAAUAAUGACAAACAUAGUCUUUUAUGGUAUUAUGGUGUGGCAUGUUGUAUUAUAAUUUGCAUACCACAGCAACUGCUCAUCCACAUUUAACAACAUUCCAUUCUUAUACUAUGUCAUUACACAGUAACAUAAACUGUUGCAAUUCCAUUUCUAUUCUCAAUGAAAUGAAGUACGAAUAAUAAAUGUAAAAAAACAAAACAAUCAGCUUACAUGAUCAAAAAGAUCAUGUCAGAUAUUACAUUGACUUCAUGUGAAAAAUAUACACUAGAACACUAAAGGAGGACUACAGUAUAAACAUUUUUAGGGUUAACCAGUGUUUUGGGGUCUCCCCUAUGACUGCUGCUAUUGUAAUUACUGGAAAAUUAUUGUCAAAUGUAGAGCACUGUCAAUUAAUAUAUUAUCAAUACUGGCAAAUUCUGUAUCAUGUUAGCCUUUACAUAAAAACAUGCUCACUA
This is a messenger RNA of Paramisgurnus dabryanus, 1932 nucleotides long. RefSeq names its product FKBP prolyl isomerase 14 (gene fkbp14). NCBI's taxonomy places the organism in Eukaryota, Metazoa, Chordata, Actinopteri, Cypriniformes, Cobitidae. Gene Ontology annotation, molecular function: peptidyl-prolyl cis-trans isomerase activity; calcium ion binding. The record is from RefSeq and is a predicted model, not a curated record.